Euleptes europaea (tarantolino) is the source of this 609-nucleotide messenger RNA. It is a transcript of the gene PEBP4, whose product is annotated as phosphatidylethanolamine binding protein 4. NCBI's taxonomy places the organism in Eukaryota, Metazoa, Chordata, Lepidosauria, Squamata, Sphaerodactylidae. The record is from RefSeq and is a predicted model, not a curated record. The coding region runs from base 1 to 609 and encodes 202 amino acids. The transcript is spliced from 6 exons.
AUGAAGCUUCUGGCCAUUUACUUCUUUUUGUUGGGCUUGAGUGUCAUUGCUGUGCAAGCGUAUGCCCGUGCAGAGGAAUGCAUCUUCCGGAAGCUGUAUGGUAGGGAUGCCGACAUUUGCAGAGGAGGGUUAGAAGUUUUGUAUCCAGAACUGGGAGAUGUUGGCUGUACAUAUAUCCCGAAAUGCAGCCAGUACCGAAAGCGGAUCACCAAGGAAUGGAACAGCCCAUAUGUCAGAUACCAGAAGGCAGACAGGAAUAAACAGUAUGUUCUGAUCAUGGUGGAUCCAGAUGCCCCUAGCCGAGCUAAUCCAAAAUAUCGUUACUGGAGACACUGGAUUGUCAUCAACAUCGGAGGGGCUGAUCUGAAAACUGGGAGGGUGCAAGGCCAUGUUUUAUCAGACUACAUACCACCUACUCCACCAUCUCGUAGUGGAUACCACCGCUACCAGUUUCAGAUCUAUGAACAGCCAGAAUAUGAAGCCAUAUCCUUAAGCACAGAAGAAAAAGCAUUUUCAGGUUCCUGGAACAUGGAGAACUUUGUGUAUCAGUUUAGGCUGGGAGCACCUGUGGCUUCAACCCAGUUCCUCACUGCUAACUACAGAGACUAG